CUCGACUAUCGAUGUUCAAUUAUAAUGCCACCCUGCGAACUGUACGCCUGAGAGACAGCUAGGGACAAAAGAAAUGCCCGCGGCCGGCGACAGCCAGGCUGCACUGGCAACUGUGGAGGAAAGCAGUGAUGUUAGGAAGUUACAAGAUGCCCUGGGUACCUUGCAUGAGCUGCUGGCUCCGCUGCUCGCAUUGCGCGAUGGCAGCGUGGACGCGCUGCGCCCCAUCGCAAAAACCUGCGGACCUGUUGUAACGCGACUGGUCAAGAGUACCGGCUGUAGGCUUGGUUCUGAGCUGCGCGGCUCCCAGGUUGCAGACAUUCUCGGCGAUGCAGCGUGCCUCGGCCUUAACGCGCUGGAUUGCCUGCGCCCGGUCAUUAAAGCGAGCGGGCAUGAGCUGGACACGCAGCGCUACGGCUUCAUACGCAAGCUGGCUGCGCUAGGGCUGCACGAGCGCGCUCUGGAGCAGGGUCGGGUCUUGCACGCGGCCGUGGCUGCGCACCCCAGCAACGCCGGGGCUCCCGCCGAACUGCAAGUCGCCGCGGUCGCGAAUCUGCUCCUUUGCUACGGCGAGCUGGCGCAGCGAGACCCUUACCGCUCCGAAGAACUCUGGCAGGGCAUUGGCGCGCCUGUGGAGAGCUUGCUGGACCUGGCACGGGAAGCAGACAAGGAGGACUGCGCCAGGCGCCUGGAGCCGGUGCUGCGCUGCCUGGGCAAGGCGGUGGGCGCUCUGUUCAGUGCCAGUCUCUCAACCCACCUGGAAGCAAGCACCGUGGCAGCGCAGCUGGCGGCGCUAGUGGCCUGCGGCGACGUGUGCGGGCAGGAGCAGGCCGUUAAGCAGCUGCUGGUGGACGACGCAGCUGAGGCUGCCGAGGAGGCGCGGGUGGCGCUGCUGGAGGCCCUGCUAGAGCAGCUGGAGAUGCACGGUGCACUUCCCGACGUGCUCUGCUGCUCGCUGCACAAGCUUGCGUUGGGCCUGGUGCAGGGCCGCAUCAGCGCUCUUACUGUGGCGGCUCACAGGCCACACCCGCUAGCAGCCAUCGUCCAGGCGGCUCUUUCGGUGCCGGCAUGUGCUCCGGUUAUGGCGCCAGCGGAGCGACAGAAGCAGCAACAUCCCCUCGCAGCAGCUCUGGCGAGAAUGCCUCAGGCAGCCAGCGCCAUGAGUGAGGAGCAGAAGCUCAGCUUGUCCGACAGGUGGCUGCGCUGGUGCUGCCUGGACGUGCUGCGCGUGUCGGUCGCAGGCGUGCUAACGCACCUGCUUAACAACCCGCAGCGGGCAGGUGGCCAUCUACCCGCCGUCGCUGUGUGCAUGCGCGCACUCGCGGCCGACAGCCUGCAGCUGCUGCACCAAUCGCCGGGCAGGGCCUCGACGGUGGUGCCCAGCGGCUGCUCCGCCGCGACCCUGGCGUGUCGGCUCAUGGCCGCCCACCGCACGAGCACCGGCCAGCUGGCGGGGCUGCACGAGGACGUGGCGGCGGGCGCCAAGCUGCUCCGCGACCUACUCAGCGCCUCAUCGCAGCGGCCGCAGCAGCAGCCGCAGUCGACAAGCAUGAACGACGAGGAGCAGGACGGACCAUGCAGCGGCGCUGCUGACGCGGUGACGCCUGGGAUGCUGCAAAGCCUGUCUGCAUCCAUGGGCAACGCAGGUCUGGAUCUGCUUCAGGCGCAGCAUGUGGCACCUGCGGCCGAGCUGCUGCAGCUGUCUGCAGAUCUGGCGCUCAGGCGCGCACAAGCGCUACAUGGUGCCGCAGCAGGCACGAUGGCCGACCCCGCAACGACCGCAGCAGCGGCGGCGGAUGUGGCUGCCGUGGUGAAGAAGUGCAAGGCGCAUGUGUCUGCGUUGCAGCAGGUGUCGGACCUGGAGGGCGUCAUGGCCGCAUCAGCAGCCUACCUGGCGCAGCUGCAUGGGCUGUGCGAGGCCCAUGUGGCCCUGCCGCUGGUGAAGCUGUACGUGCGCGCCAGCCUGACGCGGGCACAUAACGCCGCGGCAGCUGCGCAUACAGCGGCGUGUAGCAGUGCAGCCGAGCCGGCGCACUCAGCGCCCUCCACGCCCACAGCGCCUGCCGCGCCAGGGCCGGCGGCACCAUGCAAGGCGCGGCGGGCAGGGCGCGCCAGGGCGCAGGAGGUCCAGCCAAAAGCGGCAGCCAAGGCCCCGCGGGGGCGCACGCGGCUGGCGCUUGAUGCGGACACCAACACAGAUGCUGGCGAUGGCGCACCCGUCAAAAGCAUCAGCCUGCAAAGCGCAGCCGGCGCGCCACCGGUGCCAAUGCCGGCCGAGUCCCUUAGUGUCUUACAGGCAAUGGUUUCUGCAGUGGAGUCGGGCGCUGCGCCAGCCGGGCUGCUGGGCUGCUUGGACGUGUACGCAGCUCCAGAGCUUGAGCUGGCGGCGGCGGAGUGCCGGCGGAUGGCUGACCCGCGACUGCAGCAGGCGCAUGCCGACGCUGUUGUGGGCGCCCUAUUCCGCUGUGCGGAGCGGCGGGGUGCUGAAAUGGCACCGGUGCUCCGCGCCCGUGCGCUGCUGCUGCGUGCGCUGCUGGGCUGUCCCAAUGGCGCGGCCGCUGUCGCCCAGGCAGGCCGGGACCUGCAAGAGGCGUGUGAGCUGCUUGAUGGGCAGUUGCAGGAGCAGGGACUGGGGCAUAUCGCAGCACGACCGGGUGCGGGCGGUGGCGAUGACAGCGAGGACGACGCUAAGGAGCAGGCGGGCGGCCAGGCGCUGUCCGCGGCCGCACUGGGGUUGCUGGACUCGGCCGCGCUUGCGCAUGCGCAGCUGGGCCUGUGGCUGGCGCAGCAGCGCAUGGCAACGAGCCAGGCAUGCGACGAAGCCAUGGAGCACGUGGGCAAGGCGGCGCGGCUGUGGGCCCGCAUCCUGGCCUGCCGAACCUGCCAUAGCUCGGUCAGCCAGCUGCGCAUGCCCCAGGCUUCGCUGCAGGCACUGCUGCAGGCGCACCACCUGGUGCACCUGCUGGCCGGCUCCUUCCCCCGUGAGGCCUCGCAGCUGCGCCGCGUCACGCCGCGGCUGGUGUCCUGGCUGGCCCAGCAGGUCAAGUUGCGGGAGCAGCACGUCUAUCUGCUGCUUACGGCACUGCCCGACAGCACGUGCGCGACUUGGGCCAUGGCGGCAGCGCCGGCAGCUUCCUUGGCGGAGGCAGCUGCUGAGGCGGUGGAGGCGCCCAGCACGAAGUUGGGCGAGCUGCUGGAGCUGAUGCAGCCUAUGAGGGCUGCACCACUGCUAGACCACCAGGCGCUGGGCAGCGCGGCCGCCGGGUGCGCGGCCGAGCUGGAACGGGGCGGCUUCCUCCGGCACGGCCCCGCGCCGCUCCUGCUACGCUGCCGCUGCCACCAAUCGGCCGCCGCCGCUUACCUGCGCGCCGGUGACACCGCCAACGCGUACGUGCAAGCACAGGAGGCGCUCCGCCUCACCUGCGGCCUCUUCGCCCUGGUGGACACCCCCGAUCCCAGCCCUGACUCGGCCGUGCCCUCGCAUGCGGCAUCGGCGGCAUCAGCCUCUGGGCGGGGUGCGGGCGCAGGCGCAGCCAAACCCACGCCUGCUGAGGCCGCGGCUGCGGCCGUGCAGUCGGGCGCGGCCACCAGCGCUCAUGACUACGCUGUCCGCGAUGAGGACAACGAGCCCAAGGACGAGUUCGAGGACCUGGGCCGCCGCCCGGGACAGCAGCAGCAGGCAGCGGCGUCUGGGGAUCCACAGCGUGAGGUGGUAGGGGUGGAGGGCAGCAAGCAGAGCGCUCUGGGCGUCAGUGCGGGCCUGGGCUGGGCCGUUGCGGCGGCGCACCUUGCGUCGCUGUACCAGGCGGCGCGCGUGUUUGAGGCGUCGGGGUGCGUCGAGGACGCCAUGUGCCUGUGGAGAGAGUGCGCUCGUGCGGCCGCUGCGUUCGGCGUGCGCUCGCUACAGGCGCUCAGCUGCUGCUGCCUGGCCGACGUGGCGUGCCGCCGCGUGGACGCAGCUGGCGCGGCGGCAAGUCUGCAGGAGGCAGAGGAAGCGGUGGGACGAAGCUGCAGCCCCGCAGAUGCCAGUGGAGCAAGCCAUGGCGCCAUUGCGGCGGAGGCGGCCUUGGUUUGCGCCAACCUGUGCGCCGCACAGGCCCGCCGCAGCCUUCUGGAAGGCGCUACCGACAAGGCGCAGGCCGCAGCCACUCGCGGCGUCGGCGCCCUAACUGACGUCGGGGGCGGAGCGUUCGGGUGGCUCUCGGUCAGUGCACAGAGCAGGCUAGCACGGCUGCGAGCGGAGGUGCAGCUGAAGCUGGGACAGUCUGUGGCCGCGUCCAACAUCACGCGUGACGCGGUCGUGCACCUCCAAGAAGCCGCAUCUGCUGCAGCGGCAGAUGCAGCGGCGGAGAGCACCGAGGCCGGCAGUGCUGGGCCGGAGGUCCUGUGGCCAGUUGACUACGGGCUGCUGCUAUCACAGCAGGCGGCGGCUUCCAGGGCCAGUGGGUCAGGCCAGCCCGGGUCAGGCGAGCGUGGAGGUGCGCCUGUGGUGGUCGGCCUCUGCAGGCAUGGAGCAGGGCAAGCGGGCCCUGGCAACAAUGACACGGACAUGGGCUCUGAGGCCCCUGACGGCAAGCCGAAAGCAGAUCAGGACCAGAGCAGCAAGCGGGGUGGCGCGAGGGGCAAGGCCGGCGCAGCGUCGAGCAAGGCCUCCAAGGCCACGGGCCCGGAAGGCAACAGCGCGACAAGCACCAUGAGCCCUGGGCAGGCCUCCACGUCCCAUGUUGCCCCGCUCUUGCUGGCUCUGCGGCUGUGCUGGCAAGUGCCACUGGCAGCAACACACGCCGCACGGCAGCUGCUCCGCCUUGCCGUGGCGCUGGGGCUGCCGCACGCGGCCGCAAUGUUCAUGCACCUAGCCAACUGCGCCUCCUACCCGCAGCAGCAGCUCCUGCAGGAGCAGAUGCGCCGUUACCUGGCACGCAUGACGACAGCCGGGGCAGCGGCCAUGGCACACGAUGAAGCGGAGGCUGGGAGCGAGAGCGACGUGGAUGACGAGCGGCGCGGCAGCGGCGCCUCUGCCAGCAGCUCAGGCGGCUGCCGGACAGCGGCGGCAGCCGGCGAUGUCCGUGAGGCGGCGCUGCGCCUGGUGGCGGAGCUGUGCGACAGCGGGCGCGGCGCCACUUGUGCAGGUGGCGACAGCACAGCUGCGCUGGAGCGCGGUGCUGAGGCCUGGGUGCGCGAGGCUCUCGGGUGUCUGCCGGCCGACUGCGUUGUCGCCAGCAUUAUGGAGGACCGGGAAGACCACGUUGUGCUGCUGGGGAGACUGGCGCGCGGCGGGCCGCCUCUGCUCGUCAUGCUGCCGGGCCCACGGGAAAGCGGCACGCAGGGUGGCGGCGAUAGCCAUGUUGGUGGCUGCCUGGGGCAGCUGCAGCGGCUGCUGGAGGACAGCGGUGACAGCAUGCGCACUGACCAGGCAGCAGCCAGCUCGCAGAACCAGAAGGCGCAAUGGUGGAAGGCGCGGACGGCAUUGGACGCCUCGGUGAGCAAGCUCUUGCAGCAACUGGACUCGGACUGCCUGGGCGCCUGGCGCUGCCUGCUGCUGCCGCUGCCCGCCAGCCACCGUGGGGUGCUGGCCGGCGCUGCCGCCGCCUUUGUCGGGGAGCACGUGACCGGCGGCGGCGCCGCGCCCGCGGCGGGCAUUGCAACAGCUGUAGCACAGGAGCUGCUGACGGUGGCUAUGGCCAAUAUGGGCCAGCUCGGGAGCAACGAGGUAGGCACCGUCCUUCGGACGGUGUGCGGCGGGAUCAGCGGCGGCACGAGCUGCAACACCGACGUGGCGGCACUCGCUGCGGAGCUUGCUGCCGCCCAGGCGGCGGCAUGCAUGGCGCUCUUGCACCUGCCUCAACCCGCAGCAGGGCCAACCGCUAGUCCCGAGCCGGCACCAGCAAAGCCCGCACCUGCUCCUGCUGCGGUGGCAGAGCCAGUAGAGCCCGUGCCAGUGCAGCCGCGGGCGAGACGGCCAGCAACGGCCGGCGCGUCCGCUGCAACAGCAAGCAGCUCCGCACGCGCCGUGCCGGGGGCGCGGGCGCGGCCAGGGCUCGCGGCCAGGCCCGUUGCAACGGAGGCGGUGCGCCGGACCACGGCCGCGGCAGCAGCAAACAUUGCCGCUAGCCUGGAGGCGCUGACGGUGGAGGACGAUGCGGCAUCCACGUCUGCUGCCCCUGCAGCUGACCAGCCGGCCCGAUCCCGACGGGCGCCCCGCCUGGCGGCUAUGCAGAGCGAGUCUGCCGCCAGCGCCGCCUCCAAGGCGCCACCGACCCGCGGCCUGGUUGCAGCCAGCAAGGCCGGAGCGCGCACGGCUCGAGCGGCACCGGCGCCCGCAGCUACAUUAGCCACGACUGAGAGGGUGGCGACACUUAGCAAGGCGCGCACGCCAGCGCCUGCAAUGGCAUCUGAAGUGGCGCAGCAAGGCACGGUGGCCACUUCCAACGGCGGUGCAGCCGGCAGCUGCCCGCUGCUGCUAGUGCUCAGCCCCUGUCUGCACGCGCUCCCGUGGGAGAGCAUGCCGUGCCUCCGCGGCCGCAGCGUCAGCCGCGUGCUGUCGCUGCCCGCCUGCUGCGGCGCCGCGGCGGCGGCCUUCACAAGCGGUGGCGGCCGGUCGUCGCCAGCCGCGCUGCCGACGUCGGCGUUCUACCUGCUCAACCCCAGCGGUGACCUGGCGGACACGCAGAGUGCGUUCCAGCAGCUUCUGGAGGCGCAGGCCGGCUGGCAGGGUGUGGUUGGGCAACAGCCGAGCGCCCGUGCGCUGCUGGCCGCGCUGGCGAACCACGAAGUGUUCUUGUUCCUGGGGCACGGCAGCGGCGAGCAGUACCUGCCGCUGCCGGCGCUGCGCAAGCUGCAACGCUGCGCUGCGGCCGUGCUGAUGGGCUGCAGCAGCGGCCGCUUGCGCCUGCACGGAGCAUACGACCCUGCGGGCGCGGUCGUCGCUUACGCCGUCGCAGGCAGCCCGGCCGUGGUGGCCAACCUGUGGGACGUCACCGACCGCGACAUCGACCGCUACUGCCAGGCGCUGCUGCGCAACUGGCUGGGUUGCGCCGACCCCCAGGCGGCGGCAGCGGCGGCAGCGGCAGGGCAGGAGGACGAGGAGCAGGAGGCGCAGCCUGUGGGCUGGGCGGGACUGGGGCAGGCCGUGGUCAGCAGCCGGGGCGCCUGCCGGCUGCCACACCUGAUUGGCGCGGCGCCGGUGUGCUACGGCCUGCCGCUGCAUCAGUGAUGUACAGCUGUAGACCGGUAGAAGAGGAGGUGAUUGGCAGGAGGUAGCGGGCGGAGCACGUGCUUCUUGUUUGAUGCUCGGAUAGCAGCACUCUGUUGGGUAGGCUUCAGCACAGGCACGCGGAAAGGGGACUGAUGAGG
Messenger RNA from Chlamydomonas reinhardtii, 7350 nucleotides. RefSeq lists its product as uncharacterized. Lineage: Eukaryota; Viridiplantae; Chlorophyta; Chlorophyceae; Chlamydomonadales; Chlamydomonadaceae. The coding region runs from base 74 to 7210 and encodes 2378 amino acids. Gene Ontology annotation, cellular component: nucleus; centrosome; mitotic spindle. Gene Ontology annotation, biological process: meiotic chromosome separation; proteolysis. Gene Ontology annotation, molecular function: cysteine-type endopeptidase activity. The transcript has 16 exons. The record is from RefSeq and is a predicted model, not a curated record.